Pyricularia oryzae 70-15 is the source of this 2633-nucleotide messenger RNA. Its product is annotated as MIF domain-containing protein. The coding region runs from base 980 to 2158 and encodes 392 amino acids. The record is from RefSeq and is a predicted model, not a curated record. NCBI's taxonomy places the organism in Eukaryota, Fungi, Ascomycota, Sordariomycetes, Magnaporthales, Pyriculariaceae. Gene Ontology annotation, molecular function: phenylpyruvate tautomerase activity. The transcript is spliced from 4 exons.
GUGGCUUUUUUCUUUUUAUCUCUCUUUUCUUUUUUUCUUUUCUUUUUUGUCCCUUGAUCUCUUGUUUGCACUCCCAUGUCCCGGGAUUGUGCCCCGGAUUUGGUCCCCGCCUUCACGGCGCUCUUGGUUAAAGGAGGUGCGUUUGGCCGGCGUCCGGGGAAGCGGUUUUCGUGCAGUAAAAGUGAUUGAUUGGCGCGUGGAAAUUUGUAUCGUAUCAUCCACUUGGUUUGUCUAGCUUGUCCGUUCCUCCCCGUUUGUCUCAGCAGGAGCAAUUUGGAAAACAAUCAACGUUCGCACAAGUAAAAUGUAGGUAGGUACCUACCUUUUAGGCAGGUACCUACCUUUGCCACCUUAUCUCUUGUCCUUUUCCGCAUUGAUAGCAGCACAAGCACCAAUAUCAUUCUGUUACUGUCCAGAUUUGCACCAAAAGGCUCGUCCCAGUCAUUUCACAUAUCCAUUUAUCAAUAUUAGCUCAUCUCCGGCUUUAAUCUUGCUUUAACCAGGCUAGAAAAAUGUCGGCUGAAAGACUAAUUUUCUAAUAGCAACCUCACCACAGACCAAUUUGUACCUGACAGCAAACCAUCGACGGGGCCCCUUGCGUCUGAAUCACGCGAGCAGGUGAGCUAACGCCCGGCUCACCUCAUUGCCGUUAGACACCCUCAGCAGACAGGCGCUUUACCUCGAGUGAGGGCGAAAAAAAACCCUUGGGCUUUUUGGGACUAUACAAUCGUUUUUUAUACCCAUUUUCAUUUUGGGGCUAAGCCCGCGCACGGAACUCGCGCCGGUCGAAUCCUUGGCUGUCUCACCCCAGUUCACGCCGGCUUAUGGAGAGUGGCAGGUAGCCACGGGGCCUCCGCCAGACUCUCGACACAACACGCGGCGCCUUACUCUAGGGCGGGAGACAAGGAAAAAAAAAAGAGGGGGUGUGUGGCUCGUCUUUCUCUGUCUGGCUCGUACCAACAAUUCAGGUCGAAAAGCUAUGGCUUUUCGACCAAACCCUGUUGGUGUUGGCCCGAGCAUCCCUGAGGAAGACGAGGAGCAGCCGCAGCCGCAGCCGCAGCACUUGCUGACCGGAGAAGCUGGUAAAAAGGACAGGCAUCCCCCACGUAGCAGGCUGCAACUACUGGCUCGUAGCUCUCUGCAACGUCUAUCCUUUGCACAUCGAAAAGCAGACCUGCUUCAGCGGCAACAUCACCAGUCUUCAUCACAGACACACCGACAACACAACAAGAUGUCGGACAGGCAGAGCCUCGAUUCAACCAGCGACAACUGCGCCAUGCGGGAAAUUGAGCGCGGCCCACCCGGAGACAGGAAAAACAACGCGCGGUCGAGAAUGUCACAGGUUGACGUACUGGCCUCCAAGCGGCGGAGUACCUUUUUCGAAGACACCUUUGCUGCGUCAAAGGGAGAGAAGAGCGGUGCUAAGGCAGCGACUGCCAUGACCGAGAGGAUCCGGAGCGAAGCUAUCGUCAUGGCUGAGGUCAAGACCAAUGUCAUUCUCAGCGAUGAGUUCACCUUUAUAACCGAGCUGUCAUACAACCUCUCGCUGCGCUACCAGCGACCAGUGUCAAGUAUCGUGGUGUCGGUGCAGCACGGCGCGUGUAUGAUGUACGGCGGAACUUUUGAGCCGGCGUACAGCAUGACUAUAUUCGCCCUGCCGUCGCAGAUGCGCCCAACGACCAACAAGCGGAAUGCUGUCAUGAUACAGAUGCACAUGGAUGAGGUCCUGGGCGUGCCCUCGUCUCGCGGCAUCGUUCGCUUCGUGCCCAUGCCCGAAGAUAACGUCGCCGUCAGCGGACGGACGAUUGGAUCUGAGAUUACGGAGCUGGCUAGGGAGGCCGGCAUUGACCUUAUCGACGACGAUGAGGGAGAAACCCUUUCAAAGAGGAGGAGCGUGAAGCUCAAGAAUCGACUAAGCGUCAGAAAGUCUUUUAGCAACUUCAAGGACCACAGCCGUAGCGGGUCCCGAGAACUUACACCGCCGCUGCCGUCGCCGCCGCUAGAGCCCGGCUACUCUCACGACGGCGUCCGUGAAAGGCUUGGCCCGGGACCAAACGACCCUAUGCCGGUGAGGAAGACGAGAAGGCGAAAGAGCUUCGUCGCUAGCAUCUUUGGGUGGCCCAGGGAGGACACCAACCGACCACCGAUACCGCUGUAAGGCGGGUUUCAUCCUUUCCCCUCUUUUUUGUUUAAAAAAAGCACACAUACAGACGCCUGGGAAGGCACCCCAAUCUCUCUCUCUCUCUCUCUCAGUCUCUCUCUACUUUAUCUAGACGAUUGAAUUGGGGGCCUCCAUUGUGCGACCCCCGUUUUUUCCCUUUGUUUAUUAUGGGAGUAUUAGUGCUGGAGGUCACUAAAACUGUCGUUCGCCUUUUCAUGAUUUUGAUCGCCAAAAAACAGGAAUCUUGUUUUGUUUCCCCGGCAUAAGACAUUUUACAAGUCUGACUCCGGAUAAUGGGGAGUGUUUCAAGUUUUGUUUUCGUGACAUCUUGGGGUCAACUCAACGCUAUUACUUUCACUACUUAUCACGUAGGUACCUUAGACGACCAGAUUAAUAUUUCAUCGAGUGUCUUCGCAUCGUAAAUUUUUUUUAAAUUUUUUUUAUUUAGAUCCAUGAAAACAAGCAUUUGAAC